Molecule: messenger RNA, 1024 nt
Organism: Lactuca sativa (garden lettuce)
Lineage: Eukaryota; Viridiplantae; Streptophyta; Magnoliopsida; Asterales; Asteraceae
Product: GRF1-interacting factor 3
Source: RefSeq, a predicted model, not a curated record
UCCCAAGAGAAAGGUGUGCCUGUUUCUUUGAUAACUAUUAAAAUAAAUGUCAUCCUUAAAGAAGAUCACAGGAUGCUGCUUACCUUUUCCCUUACUUGUGCUUUUUUUUUUAUAAGUCUCAAGCUUUAAAACCAGAAAGAGAACAUCAAGAAAGAAAGGGUCCUCUAUCUAUCAGAGCAUCAGGUGGAUAAUAACUUUAAAAAAAAAAACAAAAGCUGUAUCAGAAGAUUACAUCACAGAGAUACAAACAUGCAGCACCAACUCAUGCACCAGAUGCAGCACCGCCCCACACCCACACCCACAGGUGCCUUCAACACCACCACUAUUACUACUGAUCAUAUCCAACAGUAUUUGGAUGAAAACAAGGCACUGAUCUUGAACAUUCUGGAAAAUCAGAGUACAGGAAAGUUCAGUGAAUGUGCAGAAAACCAAACAAGGCUACAGCACAAUCUCAUGUAUUUGGCUGCAAUAGCCGACUGUCAACCAAAGUCAUCUUCUACUCAACUCCAGCAAUUGCAACAGAUGGUCCCCAAUUCCCAUAUGUUGACUCAAUCACACACAGUGUUCCCUCAGCAACCACCCUUUACAAUGAUACAGCAGCAGCAGCAACACGUGUUGCAGAGCCAGCUUGGCAUUCAGGCCCCACGAAGCGGAAGUGGGACCAGCAUGGAAGGUCAAGGAUGUGGAGUUUUUCCUGAUUUCAGCUUUGGGGAAGUAGCCUCCUCACAUGGAGUUAGAACAGCAACCUUUUUAACAGCUAAAGAUAACAGAGGCAUAGCUGGUAGUGCUUCUAGUCAUGAUACUCAUGAACAUGAAGGUUCACACGACUUUCCACAAAAGAAAGGAAAAUUAACCACAACAACUUAACGCUAGCUGUCUCCCAAGUAAGAGACAGAGUUCAAUGAGUUUUGACCCUGAGUUGACUUCUUUUUUUAGAUGUGCUACUUUGUACUAGCUCUACCUGGUUUAUGUUGUAAUAAGAUAAGAUGGUUUACAAGAAUGUGAAUUCAGAUAAAUACUGUUC